ACUAGCGCCUGAUUGAGGAAGAGAACAUGCUGGCACCAUCUCUAAAGCAGUUUUCCCUCCGGGUGGAAAUUUUGCCAUCCUACAUUCCAGUGAGGGUUGCUGAAAAAAUCCUGUUUGUUGGAGAAUCUGUCCAGAUGUUUGAGAAUCAAAAUGUGAACCUGACUAGAAAAGGAUCCAUUUUGAAAAACCAGGAGGACAUAUUUGCUGCAGAGCUGCAUCGUCUCAAGCAGCAGCCGCUCUUCAGCCUGGUGGAUUUUGAGCAGGUGGUGGAUCGUAUUCGUAGUACUGUGGCCGAGCAUCUCUGGAAGCUGAUGGUAGAAGAGUCCGAUUUACUAGGUCAGCUGAAGAUCAUUAAAGACUUUUACCUUCUGGGACGUGGAGAACUGUUUCAGGCCUUCAUUGACACAGCUCAACACAUGUUGAAAACACCACCCACUGCAGUAACCGAGCAUGAUGUGAAUGUGGCCUUUCAGCAGUCAGCACACAAGGUAUUGCUAGAUGAUGACAACCUUCUUCCUCUGUUGCACUUGACAAUUGAGUAUCAUGGAAAGGAGCAUAAAGCAGAUGCUACUCAGACAAGAGAAGGGCCUUCUCGGGAAACUUCUCCCCGGGAAGCCCCUGCAUCUGGCUGGGCAGCCCUAGGUCUUUCCUACAAAGUACAGUGGCCACUACACAUUCUCUUCACCCCAGCUGUCCUGGAAAAGUACAAUGUGGUUUUCAAGUACUUACUGAGUGUGCGCCGGGUACAAGCUGAACUGCAGCACUGCUGGGCCCUACAGAUGCAGCGCAAGCACCUCAAAUCCAACCAGACUGACGCAGUCAAGUGGCGCCUAAGAAAUCACAUGGCAUUCCUGGUGGAUAAUCUUCAGUACUAUCUCCAGGUAGAUGUGCUGGAGUCUCAGUUCUCACAGCUGCUUCAACAAAUCAAUUCUACGCGAGACUUUGAAAGCAUCCGAUUGGCUCACGACCACUUCCUGAGCAAUUUGCUGGCUCAGUCCUUUAUCUUGUUGAAACCUGUAUUUCACUGUCUGAAUGAAAUCUUAGAUCUCUGUCACAGUUUUUGUUUGCUGGUCAGUCAGAACCUGGGCCCACUGGAUGAGCGUGGAGCCACCCAACUGAGCAUUCUUGUGAAGGGUUUUAGCCGCCAGUCUUCACUCCUAUUCAAGAUUCUCUCCAGUGUUCGGAAUCAUCAGAUCAACUCAGAUUUGGCUCAACUACUGUUACGACUAGAUUAUAACAAAUACUACACCCAGGCUGGUGGAACUCUGGGCAGUUUCGGGAUGUGAAAUUUCUGGUUCAUAAACUGAAGUAACAGUCAAUCCCAUGAUGUUCCCAAGUCUGUAACAGAAGAUUCAAAACAUACAUCCUAUUCUCUAGCUACUCAUCGAAUGUCUAGCCUAGUGAGUGGGCUCUACCUUUUCUCCUAGAAGCUAUUAUUGAACAUACAGGGGUACAAAUCAUUCCCAUGUGGAAGGAGUCUGCCUCACCUUUGAGAGGUUCUUAACUCACCCACCAAGGAGAAAUUUUGGCAUCACCUGUCCCUCUGCUGACCAUGCAAGGGCUCUGACCCUUUACAUUGAAAACAUUUGCUGGAUAUGUUCAUCUAGGUACUAUUCAAGCUGUGGGAAGUACAGCAGUAAACAAUAUAGAUCAGAAAGUUAAAUAUUCUGUGGUUCAUAAAUGAAAAAGAAAUUAUUUUUAUUAAUAGGUCAACUGCUGGAUGUUACCACUAAGGAAGGCAGCCACAGGUAAGAUAGGCCUUUCCUUUCCCCACACCAAGUAAUUUAUAUCUACACAGAGUAUUUUUCUCCUUCAGAAAUUUUAGACUGAAAACCUCCCACCCUUAAGGAUCUUUAAAACUACGAAUCUGAAGAAUUUUGUCAGUAACUUCCAAUUAUUUCAGACUGGUAAAAGGGCAACUGUAGCUAAUGACAAUGUAUUUAAAGUACUUUCCCCCCCCAAUUAAAAAGGUCCUUAAGAAAAAAUUGAGGUCAGAUUGCUAGAUUUUAAAUACUGAAAAGUGCAGGCGCAAUUAUCCCAUCUUAGAUGAACCACAGGACUUGAGUUUCUCCUAAUAUGGCCCAACCAUCUCUGGUAAUCAUUAUGUUUAUAUCAGCAUAAACCAGAAUAAAUAUUCAUUGAAUAACCCCCUACAAACUGAAAAAGAAUGCAGCUUUCUGGCCUCAUUUUGUAGUCACUGAACCUGGUCAUCUCUACAUCUUUUACCACAUACUAUGUCUACCUUAUUGCCUGCUAUUGUCAACUAAAGAUGACUCCUUCCACUGCUGCAGGGGCUGGCAACUAUGGCCUGCUGCCUGUUUUUAUAAAUACAGUUUUAUAGAAAUACAGCCACACUUAUUCAUUUA
This is a messenger RNA of Galeopterus variegatus (Sunda flying lemur), 2366 nucleotides long. RefSeq names its product gamma-tubulin complex component 4. Gene Ontology annotation, biological process: mitotic cell cycle; cytoplasmic microtubule organization; spindle assembly. NCBI's taxonomy places the organism in Eukaryota, Metazoa, Chordata, Mammalia, Dermoptera, Cynocephalidae. The coding region runs from base 27 to 1286 and encodes 419 amino acids. The record is from RefSeq and is a predicted model, not a curated record. Gene Ontology annotation, molecular function: microtubule minus-end binding; gamma-tubulin binding. The transcript is spliced from 12 exons. Gene Ontology annotation, cellular component: spindle pole; gamma-tubulin complex; equatorial microtubule organizing center.